AUGGACCCAAGAACCGACAAGCUUGUGAGGAGGACGACAAUGGUGGCCACCGUCACAGCUUCGUAUUUUCUCCUCACCGCUGAUUAUGGCCCCGAACCCAGCUUUCUUGACCCCAUAAGAAACGCCAUAUUAUCAGCGGAACGGUCUGCAAAAGAGUUCAUUUUCGGGCCAAAGAAACAAACUCCACAAGAUGGAACGAGCAAGCUGCCUUCGAGUGAUGUGGGGAAACAUCCAUAG
Messenger RNA from Striga hermonthica, 237 nucleotides. The record is from the annotation of a GenBank genome assembly. NCBI's taxonomy places the organism in Eukaryota, Viridiplantae, Streptophyta, Magnoliopsida, Lamiales, Orobanchaceae.